GUCGCUGUUCUGCUGGGAGCGGGCGGCGCGGGAACCGGCGGGGGGGCGGAGCUGUAGUCACGGCGGCGGAAGGAGGAGAGGAAGAAAGGGGCGAGCCCCGGUGCCUGGCAGCGGCGCGAGGCUCUUGUUUAACGCGCGGGCGUCUUCAACCGGGCGCGCGGCGUUCGCGAAUCAGUGUUGGUGCCGAGCCCUCUCUCGGGCAGCCGCUGCCACUACUGCUGCCGCCGCUGCCGUGGGGCUCGGGCGGCGACGGAGCGGGGCCGGCUGCGGGCGGGCGGGGAGGGAGGAGGCGGUGAAGGCGGCGGGCCGGGGGGUAAGAUGCCGCUGGCGCAGCUGGCGGACCCAUGGCAGAAGAUGGCUGUGGAGAGCCCGUCCGACAGCACUGAGGAUAAAUGAGGAGCUGAUUCUUAAUCCUGUCACAUUGAAUGGACAACAAAUUAUGGAUGAACCUAUGGGAGAGGAGGAGAUUAAUCCACAAACUGAAGAAGGCAGUAUCAAAGAAAUUGCAAUCACACAUCAUGUAAAGGAAGGACAUGAAAAGGCAGAUCCUUCCCAAUUUGAACUUUUAAAGGUGUUAGGUCAGGGGUCAUUUGGAAAGGUAUUCUUAGUCAAAAAAAUCUCAGGCUCUGAUGCUAGGCAGCUUUAUGCCAUGAAAGUAUUGAAGAAGGCCACCUUAAAAGUUCGAGACCGUGUUCGAACAAAAAUGGAGCGUGAUAUCUUGGUGGAAGUUAAUCAUCCUUUCAUUGUGAAGCUGCAUUAUGCUUUUCAAACUGAAGGGAAGUUGUAUCUUAUUUUGGAUUUUCUCAGGGGAGGAGAUUUGUUUACGCGCUUAUCCAAAGAGGUGAUGUUCACAGAAGAAGAUGUCAAAUUCUACCUGGCUGAACUUGCACUUGCUUUAGAUCAUCUACAUAGCCUGGGAAUAAUCUAUAGAGACUUAAAGCCAGAAAACAUACUUCUUGAUGAAGAAGGUCACAUCAAGUUAACAGAUUUUGGCCUAAGUAAAGAGUCUAUUGACCAUGAAAAGAAGGCAUAUUCUUUUUGUGGAACUGUGGAAUACAUGGCUCCAGAAGUAGUUAAUCGUCGAGGUCAUACUCAGAGUGCAGAUUGGUGGUCUUUUGGUGUGUUAAUGUUUGAGAUGCUCACUGGUACACUACCUUUCCAAGGAAAAGAUCGAAAAGAAACAAUGACUAUGAUUCUCAAAGCCAAACUUGGGAUGCCGCAGUUUUUGAGUCCUGAAGCACAGAGUCUUUUAAGAAUGCUCUUCAAACGAAACCCUGCAAACAGAUUAGGUGCAGGCCCAGAUGGAGUUGAAGAAAUAAAAAGACAUUUAUUUUUUUCAACAAUAGAUUGGAAUAAACUGUACAGAAGAGAAAUUCAUCCACCUUUUAAACCUGCAACUGGCAGGCCUGAAGAUACUUUCUAUUUUGAUCCUGAGUUUACUGCAAAAACUCCCAAAGAUUCACCUGGCAUUCCACCUAGUGCUAAUGCACACCAGCUUUUUCGGGGGUUUAGUUUUGUUGCUAUUACCUCAGAUGAUGAAAGUCAAGCUAUGCAGACAGUUGGUGUGCAUUCAAUUGUUCAGCAGCUGCACAGGAAUAGUAUUCAGUUUACUGAUGGAUAUGAAGUGAAAGAAGAUAUUGGGGUUGGCUCCUACUCUGUUUGCAAGAGAUGUAUACAUAAAGCCACAAACAUGGAGUUUGCAGUGAAGAUUAUUGAUAAAAGUAAGAGAGACCCAACAGAAGAAAUUGAAAUUCUUCUUCGUUAUGGACAGCAUCCAAAUAUUAUUACUUUAAAAGAUGUGUAUGAUGAUGGGAAAUAUGUGUAUGUAGUCACAGAACUUAUGAAAGGAGGUGAAUUGCUGGAUAAAAUUCUUAGACAGAAAUUUUUCUCUGAACGAGAGGCCAGUGCCGUUCUGUUUACUAUAACCAAAACUGUUGAAUAUCUUCAUGCACAAGGGGUGGUUCACAGAGACUUGAAACCUAGCAACAUUCUUUACGUGGAUGAAUCCGGCAAUCCGGAAUCUAUACGAAUUUGUGAUUUUGGCUUUGCCAAACAGCUAAGAGCAGAAAACGGCCUUCUGAUGACUCCUUGUUAUACUGCAAAUUUUGUUGCACCAGAGGUUUUAAAACGUCAAGGCUAUGAUGCUGCUUGUGACAUAUGGAGUCUUGGUGUCCUCCUCUACACAAUGCUUACAGGUUAUACUCCAUUUGCAAAUGGCCCUGAUGAUACACCAGAGGAAAUACUGGCCCGGAUAGGCAGUGGGAAAUUCUCACUCAGCGGUGGUUACUGGAAUUCUGUUUCAGACACAGCAAAAGAUCUGGUAUCAAAGAUGCUUCAUGUCGACCCUCAUCAGAGACUGACUGCUGCCCUUGUGCUCAGACAUCCUUGGAUUGUCCACUGGGACCAACUGCCUCAAUACCAACUAAACAGACAGGAUGCACCACACCUAGUGAAGGGUGCCAUGGCAGCUACUUAUUCUGCUUUAAACCGUAAUCAGUCACCAGUUUUGGAACCAGUAGGCCGCUCUACUCUUGCUCAGCGGAGAGGUAUUAAGAAAAUCACCUCCACAGCCCUGUGAAGUGACCUCAGUGAGAUAUUUGGUACCAUGGUGUAAGCUGAUAGCACAAGUUCUGGCGACAGGUAGCACAUAUCUGAGAGACAUCUGCAAGCACACACUGUCCCAGCUGGUACCCAUAAUGCUGCUGCUCCUGCUGCUGCUCCCGCUUUCGUCUCUUCUCUUCUCGCUUUAAAUGAUUGUUAGCAAGUAAGAUUUUCCUGGAGCUUCAGAUGUAGUGGAAAUGGAAAUAUGAUGAAGAUGUAUUCACUGAAUCAACAAGAAUAAUGAACAUAUGAAUACCACCUAAAAAUACACUGAAUAAAGUACACCAUAUAGCAUUAUUUUUAUAGGAAAUAUUUCAUGUCCCUUAAAUAUUCUUUGUCAGUUAUAGGGAUGGACAGUUUAUGUUAAGCACUUAGCUUAAACAAUCCCUUUAUAUUAGCACUGUAUCCCUUGUGCCAUCCGACAUUUUGUAUGUUUUUGUAAACAGUUCAUAUACAGUACAUUUCUGUACUGCUUUCUUUAAUGUAUACAUGCCUUGUUUAACUUGGAAUCUAUUGUUAUUAAUUGACUAUUAAAUCUGGUUAAAUAGUUCACCUGAUUAACAGUAUUGUUGGACAGCCCUAAAAAUGGCCAGGUAAUAGAACAGCUGUUGAAUGUAAUACUUCCAAAAUGUACGUAUCUUCCCCUGUGUCUGUUUCACUGGUUCCUUCAUUUGUUUCUUAAAGUCAGGUGCUCUGUCAGACUAAUCUAGAAGAGAGCUGUUGUGAUAAAGUUAUGUGUGUGACAUGGCAUCAAGUGUAUACCUAUGAAGUUAGUCCAUGUACUUUGUAACUCUUUAAGGUUCUUUCUCAUUAAGGAAGUAGUCCUUGCACUUUGUUGUUGUUGUUGUUGUUGUUGUUGCUAUUGUUGUUGUUGUCACCAGGGCUUCACUGCUCCAGUCUGACUUUUUCAGAUAGAAAAGGGGAGGGGAGGAGCUAUCACAGCACUGAAGCUUCCUCCAGUGUGGAGAGGGCCUGGCUUCCAUUUUGGGUCACGUGCAUGACUAAACAGGUGCAUUAGCCAGGUGCACUAUUUUACCGGCCCGUCUUGCACUUAGAAGUAGUAUCUGUACUAGUGUUUGGUAUGUAAUUUGAGAUUUUGCCAAUAUACAUCAAAGAGUCAUGGAGAAGAGAGAAAUGGAGGAAAUUAGAUCAGAAGUCACAUUGGAUAUUUCAUGUUUAUAUAGAUGAUGUUACAGAAUUUAGCAUAUGAAUAAGGUAUCUUGUAAACCUGCAAGAAAAGUAUGCUCUUUUGGCAAAAGAGGUAAAUCAUAAUUUUUAUCCCAUCGCAGUGUUAUUUCUUGAAACACUAAUUUAAAUGUAAUAAAAAGUCCAUGGACCUCUGUAUAAAGUUGAUUUAAAACUGUUGUUACCAGGGCUUCACAGCUCUGGGCUGAUUUUUUCAGAUAGAGAGAAAGAGAAAGACCUCACUGCACCAAAACUUCCUGUAAUGUAGUGGAGGCCCGUCUUGGAACUGGGUCACGCACAUGGCAAAGCAGAAGCACUAUCCAAGUGAUCUAUUUCGCUGACCAGCCCAAAUUUAAAUCUUUUUAUUCUAGGGAAUAAAACAUUCUUGACCAAACAAUCUAUGUUCUAACCUAACAUCAUAACCAAGCUAGGCAAAGUGGAUAUUUCACUAAUUAGUGUUUUCUGAAUCCCUCCUGUAUAGUUAUAUAUAAUGUUUCCUUUAACUUCAGAAAUUAUUUGUUUUCAUAAUGGCUACCACAUUUCUUUAAAUCACAGCAUUUGUUAUCAAUAUUUAAUUUGGUAGUUUCUACAAUUUUUUUCUUGCCACUAGGAUUUCAUUAAGCCUUAAUGCUUAUAGAAUUCCAUUGCUCCUGGUAGACUUUUUUUUUCCAGAUAAAGGAUGAAAGGGAGAGAAAGAAUAAAGGAGAGACACCACUGCAUUGCUUCACCACUCAUGAAGCUUCCCCUUUACAUGGUGCUCCCAUGUGGCUCAAGCUCAGGUCCUCAUGCACGGUAAAGUGUGUUCUCUAAUGGGUAAGCCAUCUGGCUCCCUCUGUAAUUUUAUCCUAUUAAAGUUCUAUAUCUUCACCAAGUUACUGAACAUACAUCACUCUGUAAAAUGAACUAUACAUGAGCAAGAAAAAGGUAACUGAACUUGCCUCAAGAGUUGCCCAGUCUUCCUUGGUCAAGUAGUAAGCUAUUUAAAUCAAAAAAUUCUACCACAAGUUUCAAAGUUUUCCCCCCUUAGAAUACAAAUCCAAGAGAGUACGGUCUAUCUAAAUGAUGUGGAAGCCUCUUCUCACUCCUAAUCUUCUCCUUUCCCAGAGAAAGGGAUAAUCUGUAGCACUACUCUUGCCUAAGUGACAAAAAAUAAUUGUUGCAUAGAAACCAAAUGAAGUUUAUCUUCCAAAUAAAAUAAUGUAGGAAGAAGGAUUUUAGAAGAUCUAGAUGAAAAAAGCUUUUUAAAAUUCUUGAGUAGAUGGAUGCUAACUAUUAAAAGAUGCUUCCUUCCCAUUUCUGGAAAGAAAGCUUUUUUCCAUUUCUGUUCAGUUUUUCAAACCAUAGUCAUACCAAAUCCUUGUCCCUUUUAAAAUGCUAAAGUAAUUCUGGGCAGAAAAAUACAUUUAUUUUCAGAUUUUUUUAUACUGAUGCUAUUCAGUAAUUACUUGGGUGUACUGUCCAUCAUAUUAUUUUUAAGAACCAGAAGUAAAUGUGUAAAUACUUAAAAUUUAUCUAAUCCAACUUUCUAUAUUAAAUGUUAAGAACCUGAGACCCAAAGCAAACUUGAGUCCUUAACUUCCCAUUCAAUUUUCUUUCCUCAUGACACCAUGCUGCCUUCCCUUCAUAUUAUUACCUGGCCAGGAGAUGAGUUGUUCAAAAACAAUAUGUAUAUUUAUGGGACUGUCCUCCACUGGUAAAAGAAUGCCAAGUUUAUUGCUUUCAGGGUUUAUUGAUCCUUUCCCUAGUCCAGUUGCCAGUUUCAUCAAAGAAAAAAGCAAGUUACGUGUUCAUAAAACUGAAAGCUUUCUUCCUACAAAGCAGUUCAUGAACACAAUUUAUUUUUUGUGAGGUUCUGGGGUUUUCUAUUGCCUGUGACAUACAGCAGAUAAACCUGGCCAACAGUGUGCUCUGUAAGUAAUUAUUGUGAAGAGUUAACUUUUCAGUUUUUUCAGGUGUAAUUCUUUCAGGCACCUGAAGUUGUGAGGCCUUUCACCAGGAAGUUUUAAAUCAGUCUUACAGUGUGAAAGAAGGAACUAAAUUGUCAGCCCCCCCCCCCCCCUUUGGUUUUUCUCCCUGAGGCUUCAUUGCUUUGGGCUACUUUUUUAGAUAGAAGGAAACAGACUGGGGGCUUAGGGUGGGGGUGAGGGCACACCAUAGCAUUGAAGCUUCUCCCAGUGUAAUAAGGGUUAGUCUGCGCUUAAACCCAAGUUGCAGUCAGGUGCAUUAACCUGGUGAGAUGUUGGGUUGUCAGGAAAGUUAAGAUGCAUCUUUGCAUAGGAAAAAUGUCAUGGCUUUUCUGACAACGCGAUAUUUUGCCAGUCCUACCAGGCCACUUCUAUAUACUUCUUGUUGCUUUCUACUCCAAACAGUUUCCAAAAUGGUAGAUUGCAAUGCCAAGCACAUACUGGAAAGUAAAGAUUACACUGCCAUGUGUUUUAUAUUUUCCCUGUCUAGUGAUGAUUUUAAGGUAAGGUUUUGGGUUUUUUUAUUUGUUUUUUUUUUCCUUGUUUUUGGCUUUUUAGGGGUUUGUUUGUUUUGCCUUUUGAUUUUUUUUUUUCCUACCAGAACUUUGCUGGGGCUUGUGCCUAAGUGAUUCCACUGAUCCUUGUGGAGUCCUUACUUUUUCUCUUUUCCAGACUGAGGGCAAGAGACAGAGAGGAGAAAAACCAUAGCACUUCUCCACCACCAUGGUACUCCCAUGUGGUGGCUGGAGGCUCAAACCCAGAUCUUCAUGCAUGGUAAAAUAUGUACUUUUGAUUUUUAAAAAAUAGAAAUCACUUUAGUUUCUUCUAGUUUAUACAGACUCUUGUCUUUAACAAUUUUGAUAGGGAUUCAUUUAUUCAUAAGCAACCCCAAAAGUCCAAACAUAAUAGAUUUAACAAGGCACAGAGUUCAGGAUGCAGUGAGAAUGACGUGGGAUGUCAUUUAACAAGUACCUGGAGAGGGUAUGUGUGUGGUAGAGAAUGCACAUGUCACAUGUGUGCAACAAAGAGCAGAGUUGAGUCAACCAUUUCCCAUCUUUCUAACAAGUGGUUUCUGUUGGGGGUCAGAGAGAGGUUUGAUCAGCUGUGCCCUGCACCCUCUACUCAAGAAGAGACUUGGAGGUGGGAUAGGUGUGCAGAGGCUUCACAGGUAGGAUGGAGGAGGAUAGCACCACCCUAGGGUGAGGACUAAAAAGAAAAGCAGUGAAGAUUUGGGGACCUUGCUGCAGAUGUGCUUAGUCACCAUGGAAACCAACAAUACAUAUCUCAACAUGGUUUUUAUAUUGUCCACUUUCUGGCCUUUAUAGAUGACUUAAAUUUUUUUAGCUUGCUUUAGUAUUUCUUUUUAGGGAGAGAGGAAAGAGAGAGACACCACCGCAGCACCAAAGCUUCCUCCAGUGCAGUGAAGGCCCGGCUCAAACGUGGGUCACACACAUGGCAAAGCCGCACACAAUCCAAGUGAGUUAUUUCACCAGCCCAUUUUAACUAUAUCUUAUGAAAAUGAUUCUCUUUAAGUUGACUGUAUGGAGCACUUGAGAUUUAUGAAGGCAUUAGGACAGAUAUCUCAGGAAUGUAAAGGGUCAGAAAAGGCCUGUUUUCUGUGAUUAGCAAAUGUGAUAGGUCCCAUGGCUGGCCCUUGGUGCUUAAACCAGGAGGUUCCAAUCUAGUCCUAGAGUACUGUCCCUCUGAAAGGUCCAACUCCUUGUGACUAACCUUAAACUGGAUGUAUACUUUGAGCCUUAUUUAAUUACAGAUAAGUUGACUUAGCUCAGUAUUUCUGUUUCAGUUCAUCAAAAUCAUUCUCUUUUAAACUCCAGAUUGCUUACAUUUUUCUGGUCUCCCCGAUGAGUUGUAGAGACCAGUUAUUGAAGUAAAUUUCCUUUCUUGGGACUGUGGUAUUCUGCAGAACCACUCAUAACCACUUUUUUGAGUGAAGAAUCUACAGAUUGAUAAUACCUAAAUAUGAAUGGCCAAGAAGAAUUUGUAUCUACAGUGUGCUUUGUGUAUUUUUGACACUGCUGUAUUCUGUGUGAUUGAGUGACUUGUAACUGGUUCCAUUGUGACUGAGUGUUCUCAAAGAAUUCUGGUAACUAAGUCGACUUAAUUUUCUUAAGCCUUGUCUCACAUUUACCACUUUGAUUCCAGUCUUUAAACUGUUCAUAACAGGGCAUACCAAGGGUUGGGAUGAGAGCCUACUUCCUACCUCUUAAGGCACUUUCCUCAUUAUUUUGCCAUAUAACCUUGAAGUGCAUGAUAAGCUGUUUAAAUGUCCAUGACUUCUCCCAGAGCAACUAGCAAAGUAUAUGACAUUGAAUAGAGAUUAGUGGAAAGGAAAUUUAGAGACUAAGUUCAGAGGUACAAACCUCAAGAAAACCUCUUUAGAGCACGUACCAUUUGAGUACAAUAUAUGUAAAUGUAUGUGAGAAGAGAGUUGCUAUAAUAGUCCUCUCUAAGUAGAUUAGUUCAAUAUCUAAUGAAAGUGAAAAAUCUCUACACUUAUUAUCACUAUAGUACUGAAUGAACUGUAUACUGAGUUUUUCAAACAAGUAUUUAAAGUAGAACUUUUAAAUACAAAGCAAAGACAUAAGGAUAAAGGUUUUGGUGUGUGUUUCUCUAAGUGUAAUUUGCCAUCUAAUGCUUUGUUGUUGUUGUUGUUGUUGUUGUUUAAUUUAAAGCUUCAAGGUAUUGCCAGUCCUUAGCUUCUUUAAUAAUUAUGGGUGGUGAGUUUUUAACUCUUAAAAUUAUGUGUAUGUAUCCAGUUUAUCUUAACUCAUACACCCUAAGCAAAAGGGAAGGUAUACAUCUAAGGGAUGUAAUUAUUUUGCAUUUUUGGCCAUGAGUGGGAGUGGGGUGGGCAUCUACUUCAACUGUUUUUAAAAAAGAAAAAAAUCACAAAUAUUUUUCUACUAUUAUAUAUGAUCUUACUUUAUAUUAAUUUCUCUGUAGUAAGGCAUGCCAGAAGCCCAAGGUACCAUAUUAUGAGUUCAUAUGUAUUGUACCUUUUAUUGGUGGUUCAAUUGCAUCAGAUGCUUGGCACUGCUGCCAUAAUUAUGAAGUGCUUGUAAAGGAUCAAAUAUCACUGAGUACUUUAAAUUGUUUUCCUUUAGAGUCUAAUCUGGAAAGUUUUCAAAUCAUACUAUUAAUGUGUAAUCUAAGCUCUUUCAGAUGUAUCCAUGAAUAAUCCUGGAACAAUAUUGCUUGUAUUCCUGUCACAGAACAGGUUUUGUAAUCUUUAAAAGAAAUGAAAAUUUAUAUAAUAAAGUUUCAAAUAAAUGCA
Molecule: messenger RNA, 9045 nt
Organism: Erinaceus europaeus (western European hedgehog)
Lineage: Eukaryota; Metazoa; Chordata; Mammalia; Eulipotyphla; Erinaceidae
Gene: RPS6KA3
Product: ribosomal protein S6 kinase A3
Exons: 23
Coding region: 440-2578 (712 amino acids)
Biological process (GO): protein phosphorylation; intracellular signal transduction
Molecular function (GO): magnesium ion binding; ribosomal protein S6 kinase activity; ATP binding
Source: RefSeq, a predicted model, not a curated record